AGUAUGGCGCAGAAAACAAAAGUUCGGAACGACAAUUCGAUAUUUUGGUCAAACAUUGCUAAAUCUUCCAGUGAUGAAGACUCUGAUGCCUAUAUUCCAGGACUAUCAUCAAAAGGCAAUCGACGUCCCGGUCGGCUAAAGGGCCGUAAAACAACGGAAGUUAAGGCACAGGUUCCGUUAAAGCAGCCCUUGACAUUGUUAGAAACAGUGGUGAAUGAUUUGCCGGAACGAGAUACUGAGAAAAAAAUCCGUAAGAACUCAACAACUAGUCGUUUAAAGCCAAGAAAACCCCAGAUGUCUCACAGAGCGAGCACUUCAACUGAAAGACAUGACACAAAAUCAGCUAAUCAAACCAGGCUGUCUUCUGCAGCAUUUCAGAGUUUUGCAGAGAGGAGUAUACAUCGGCUCAAAGAGGCAUCGCUGAAGGAUUUGAGACCUGAAGAUAAACAGAGGGUGGCGAACUUGAUUAAAGAACUGGCCAGGGUUGGAGAUGAGAAAGAGAAAGCAGUUCAAGAGUUACAUGGAGAGAGGGAACAUUAUGAGAAGCAGCUGAUCACCAUGGUGGAACAACAGGAGAAGAUCUUGAAUGAAAGGGAAGAUAUUCAGGACAAAUUGUUCCAGUGUCAAAAACUGUUGACAGAGUACCAAGCUCAACUGCUGAACAAGCAGGACCGAAUCAAUGACUCCAUUGCCGAAAUACAGCAAGAAGUGGUUGUUUCCCAGAGUUCCUCAGACAGGAAGUCAAGGUCAAGAGUUCCUGCCCACAGAUUAUCAGCAAAUCAAAAACACUCACAUGAGUUGUGGACCAAUCAGAACGGAGAUGACAAUGACUCAGUGUCAGAUUUAUUGCUAAAUAGCAAAGAUCCCAGGGAUAAUGUGAAACGGCCAUUCACCUCAUUAAUUGAUAAGGAGAUUGCGAAAGAAAGGUCAUUGAGUCGGGGUUCACAAAGGUCAGAUAUUUCCGGAAGGUCACAGGGAUCAGACUCAAGGUCAGAAAGGUCAAGAAGUAGGUCACCCUCUGAGGGGCGUCCAAAAUUUGCUUAUCCAGAAAAACUUAUAAGUUUAGGGCCUUUACAUGAACCUAUAGCAUCUAGCACUCACAAAUCCAUGGAAAUUAAGGCUCAGAUGUCAAAUAACUUUGACCUUGAAAGUGUAAGGUCAUCAAUCCAAGGUCAAGGUCAAAGGUAUGAGAGCAAAGGGAACAAAAGUGCUGACUGUCAUGCUCAGAAUGAUAAACAAAACAGCAAGGUAGUGUUUUCUGGUAAAGAUGAGUAUGAUGAUGAAGGUGAAAUUCAUUCUCCAAAUUUGAAGGCAACUAGCAAGCUUUUUAAUGACCCAGAAUAUGCUGUGUAUUACAAGAAGCUUUCACCAGGGGGGCGCAAGAGGGAACUUUUGAAACAGAGACAGGCUUUGUUGAUGGAACAAGAAAAUUUAAAAGGAAUUCUUGAAAAACAAGAAAGGCAAUUGAAGGAAAGGCAGUAUGAAUACACUAAAAGGCAGGAAUUGCAGAAAGAGAGAAUGGAAUUUUACCAGAAAGGUGGGAAAUUCCCAGCAUUUAAAUUAAACUUUGAUGAAGAUGAGGCUGAAAAUGGGGAAAACCCUGGUGCUAAAAAUAGAAAUGAGGCCUCAGAUGGGGAAAUUGAUGAAGAUGAGGAUUUUGAAGAAUUGGAGAGGGGCUCAGAAGGGGGAUAUGUAAGAAAAGAGGAUCAGGGCACAUUUGAGAAAUACAGUCCUCAACGGAACCUGGAAAUAGCUGUAACAAAAAGAAGGGUGUACUUUGCCGAUGACACACAGGAUGAAGAAGUACAGAUCCAAAGUCGUAUCUCUGCUGGCGCAUCACCUAUGACGACCCCUACAAAGGUCAAGGUCGUUACCAAGGUAACAUCCCCUGCGACCUCCCAGGAGUCAGAAGUCAGGUCUCAAAGGUCAGUGAGGUCAACUUUGGGGUCAGGGAGGUCAGACACAGGGUCAGGAGCACCUAGAGGGGUGGAUGCUGCCACCAGUAUUUCUUAUAGGACUCCACUGAAAGAUGCAACAAGCAGACAGGGGAACCUCACUUUAGGCGUAAAUCGGCAUAGAAGUAGUCCCUUGCACAGCAAAUACAGCCCAAGAUCUGAGAGUCUACCCUCAUCUAGUUUACCUUCUUCUAGGGUCCCAGGGGAGAAGACAUUAAAUGUUUUGGAGAUUGUCAAUUCCAUGGAUGAAGGGCCUUCCACUCCGAUCCAGAGACAGUUUGAAGAGUUAGAGAACUUUCCCUCAAAUAUUACUCCCACUAGAGGAGGUACAAAAAAGACAGUUGCAAGCUCCCGGCCACCCAGACAAUAUUCUACCAAGCUCCUGGAUGACUCGGAGGAAUCAGCAGAAGAGAGCAAAAUUCUGGAGGACAUUUUCUUCUUGUGAUGAUUGUCAAAGUUGUUGAUAUCAUGACAUAUUCUCCAUGUAGGUUUUAAAGGGGGCAAAGGGCUCCAGAAAAGGGACAGGGUUUUCUGGGUUAAAAGGGCACAUUGUAUCAGGCUGUGAAAAACUUGAAUAUUAUAAAUUUGACAAAAAAGUUGUUUUAAAUUGAGUUAAAUUAAAAUACUACCAUAGUUUUCAGUUCCUACUGUUAGAUAUGUUAAGUUUGUAGUAUAAAAUAUCAUCAAUUUGAAAGAAAAAAAGUUUUAAAUUGUGUUAAAUUUAGGUGUUAGUUUCGGUUUCCAACUGUCAGAUAUAUUACAUUUGUAAUAAUGAUACUACUUGUACAUGUAGCAAUACAGUCGAACCCUGUUGGCCCAAAAUCGUUUGGCUCGAUUCCUUGUUGGCUCGAACUGGAUGUAAUGGACUGAUUUCUUUCAACUGAAGGUAAUCCUUCACGCUCGGCUAUAACUUCCCGAGGCUUGAGGUAUUUUGGCCAGUCCCUUGAAGAUCGAGCCAAAUGGGUUCAACUGUAUAUACAAGGUGGUGAUUUCAAUACAAGAAGUCGGUGCUCAGCUCCCAAACUGUGAUAUUAUGAUAAUUUAUGUAGAGGUUUUCUCUCUUUGUUUUGCCUACUAAGUAUGGCAGAGGAAUUUCUUUGUCUUUCAUUGUCGUCUGCUUCACUCUUUCGUUUCUGUUCCAUUACUUAUUAAUGUCUUGGUGAACAGUUUUCCAACUUGUUAUGCACCUUGGUCAUGGUCAUUGUCGUCUGCUUCACUCUUGUUUCUGAUCCAUUUCUUUUCAACUGACUUGAUGUAGAGUUUUCAAACUUGGUAUCAACAUUGGUCAUGUUCAGUACACAGCCCCAUGUAAGUUUGAGGCUAGUAGUGCAAAGGUCAAGGUCAAGGUGAUCUUUGGGCUCCCAAUAGGCAACACAUCCGUUCUAGUUUCUUAUUAGUGAGUGUACGAAAAAUGUUUUUAUGGACAGUAAAGAUACUGCGUCACAUGUUUCUUAAAUUUAUUUCAAUUUGAAAAUAUGCUUAUUGAUAAAAAAUCUCUUGUGUAUAAAGAUAAGUUAUUUCAAUUAUUUUCCUCUUUUUUUUGGCAAAAAGUUAGAAGUAAUAUGUCUUAUUUUUGUGUUAUGGUAAUUUGCUAUGCAAAUUGUUUUGUUAUGCAAUAUAUGACUUCCAUCAGGUAUUUUGGGUUAUAUAUUUAUUAUUUCCUAUGUAGGAUUUAGAUUUUCUCUUUCCUCUAAAAGUUUAUUCGAAACAUUUAUAACCUAAUCUGAGUUUUACAGUGCAUAGUAUGCAAUUAUAGGCCAUAUUAAUUGUUAUGCACCCCUUUGAAGAAGAGGGGGUAUAUUGCUUUGUACACAUCGGUCGAUAGGUCAGUAGAUGACCCCUUGGUCCAAAGUGAAUAUAAUUUAAGCGAGAAAAAUUAGGAAUAUCUGUUGCUAAAAAUAGAACUGCAGUUAUUUUUUUAAAUAUUUUUUUUUUAGCAACGACUGUGGAGAAGGUUAUAUUAACUUAUGCUAAGUCACUCUCGUUGGCAUGAUGUUGCGCGAACUGCAGAUCCCAUGGCGAGAUGUUUAUUAAAGGUCAUUGUUACAUAAAAUUAUAUAUAUGUUUAUUGAGUAAAACAUUCUAAAUCUCAUGCAGAAACACUUAUUAUUAAGUUGAUUGGUUUUGAAAAUGAACUUAAAAAACAUUUAUUUCUCAUCUGAUAAAAUAAGAUGUGUUUUGUUCUGUACCAUUUAAAGCUGCACUCUCACAGAUUGAACGUUUUGACAUUAUUUUAUAUUUUGUCUGGGAACGAGCCAAUUUUUACGAACAUCCAUGGAAACCAGUUGUAUACGACUGCUGACAACAACUUUGAUCGCAGAUUUGUAUGUUUAAGCUUAAAAAUUGAUGUUUUAUGCAUUUUUCUUAAACCGUUAGUAAACCACAAAACAUUAAUUUUCGAACCAAAAUAUGAUCUGAAUUUUUGUCAGCAAUUAUAUAUCAUUGGUUUGCAGAUAUAUACGCAAACAUUUGCUCUUUCCAAGACAAAAAAUAAAAAAGUUGUAAAUAUGGUAAAUCUGUGAGAGUGCAGCUUUAACAUGUUUUUGUAAAAUAAUACUCUUUAUCAUUGUUAUAACUAUCUUUUUUGAUAAAUUGCUUAAGGUAUUAGACCCAAAAAUAUGUAAAUUUGGAAGCUUUUUACCCCUUAUUUCUUUGGAACCAUUUAAAGGGGUUUUAUUUUCAGUUUAAGAAUAUACAGAAAAUAUAACAAAAAAGUAGAACUGAUAAAUUAUUUGGCCUUGAAUGAUCAAUUAAAUUAUUUGGCCUUGAAUGAUCAAUUAAAUUAUUUGGCCUUGAAUGAUCAAAUAAUCAACUGUAUUUAUUUUAUGUAUAAUGCAUUUUUGGUCAUUCAUUAUCAUAAUACUCUUGAUCAUUUUAAUAACUAUAUUUAUUGAUAAUGUGCUUAUGGUAUAAGACCUACAAAUAUGUGAAUUUUGGAUGCCUGGCUUCCUAUAUUAUUUUGGGAUGUAUUUGCAAGUAAAGAAUUUUCUGAUUUAAUGUAUAUACCAAAACAAUAUUAAACAUAUAAUUUUUUGACCAUGAAAGAUUGCAAAAUGUGUGAUUUCAAGUGAAUUAAUAACUAGAUAUAUAACUACUUUUAAAUUACAUUAUGUACAGUCGAAACCUGCUAGCUGGAUUUCCCACCGACUGGCCAAUAUACUUAUCCAGCCAAGCGAGAAUGCUUACCUAGAGUAAAACUAAAUUGGUCCUCUAGACAAGGCCAAGUAAAACUAAAUUCGGUCCUUUAAAUCAAUUCUAAGCCAACAAGGAAAUCGAGCCAAGCGAUUUCGGGCUAGAUUACGAGCCAGCGGGCUUCAACUGUAUAAUGCAUUUUGGAUAAUUUAUUUAACGUUUUAGCAGGGACCUAUAAACCAUAUAUGGCUUAUAUCACCUUAAAGGUCCUUCAUUUUAGCAAUCCAAAACAAUUUCUUUUUAAUUGAUACUAAACAAUAACAUGGGGUAAACAGGCGUACAAAAUAACAUAAUUGUUAAUGUAGCUAUCAGAGAAAUAGCUUUAUUGUGGGCUGAAUACCAGGCCCCAAUUUCUCAAAAGUUCUUAAGAGUAAUUCACUUAUAUUAUUAUCAUUAAGCAAUAUUAAGAAAAUGAAUUAUGAGCAAGUAGUUUAUUAUCUUAUUUAUCUAAAAUAUUACACAAUUUGUACCAAAUCAAAAAAGUGUGCGGAGUUUGAUCCUGUUGUAUGGGACUGAAGAUGUUUCGAGAAAUUGGGGCCUACAUUCUAUUGUUAUGGGUUCUAUAGUUUAUCUGUAUUCAUUUGUAUAAAUAAAUACUAAAUACUG
This is a messenger RNA of Mya arenaria, 5753 nucleotides long. Its product is annotated as protein hinderin-like. The record is from RefSeq and is a predicted model, not a curated record. Lineage: Eukaryota; Metazoa; Mollusca; Bivalvia; Myida; Myidae. The transcript is spliced from 13 exons. The coding region runs from base 4 to 2400 and encodes 798 amino acids.